This is a messenger RNA of Malaclemys terrapin pileata, 2606 nucleotides long. RefSeq names its product mab-21 like 1 (gene MAB21L1). Bases 516 to 1595 code for a protein of 359 amino acids. The record is from RefSeq and is a predicted model, not a curated record. The transcript has a single exon. NCBI's taxonomy places the organism in Eukaryota, Metazoa, Chordata, Testudines, Emydidae.
CCUGCCUUUAUAAUUUCCACACGAGAGCAUCUGGGCUCUUAUACUAACCAACAGCCAGCUUCUCCUUACACACACACACACCGACACCCUGCACUUUUUCCACCAUCUGAUUAACAACCCUGCACCCACACAGUGAUUUCUACAGGAAAACAUAAAUACACACGAAGAGGGUUUAUUAUUUUGACUACUGGAAGCCUUGCUGUGUCUCAGUUCAACUUUUGUUUUUAUUGCUGCUGGGGAAGUGCCGAUCUCAAUGCUUUGCUCUCACUCAAUGAUCCUUUAAAAAAAAGAAAGGAAAGAAAAAUAUCGCUCCCCCCUUCGAGGCGGCUGAUCUCAAAAGGCAGGAAGAGAGCAUCUGAGCAGCAGUUGCCACCGCGUAUUUUGAAAGACAUUUGUUACGUUUCAGAGCGCUGCAGCCUGUUUCCCCUCUGAAGUUGGCUCCAGCCUUAGCAGCCGCAUUGGAUCCCACAGCUUAUUGCGAGACUCCGGUAUACAAUCCGGAUCUCUGCCCCAAUAUGAUCGCGGCCCAGGCCAAGCUGGUGUAUCAUCUGAAUAAAUACUACAACGAGAAAUGCCAAGCCAGGAAAGCCGCCAUCGCCAAAACUAUCCGAGAAGUCUGCAAAGUGGUUUCGGACGUACUAAAGGAAGUGGAGGUGCAGGAGCCCCGUUUCAUCAGCUCUUUGAACGAGAUGGACAACCGCUAUGAGGGCUUGGAGGUCAUUUCUCCCACAGAGUUUGAGGUGGUCCUUUAUCUGAACCAAAUGGGAGUUUUCAACUUUGUGGACGACGGCUCUUUGCCGGGCUGCGCCGUGUUAAAGUUAAGCGAUGGGCGCAAGAGGAGCAUGUCCCUUUGGGUGGAGUUCAUCACGGCAUCCGGUUACCUUUCUGCUCGCAAAAUCCGGUCCAGAUUUCAGACUCUGGUGGCCCAAGCCGUGGAUAAAUGCAGUUACAGAGAUGUGGUAAAGAUGGUGGCUGACACGAGUGAAGUGAAACUGAGAAUCAGAGAUAGAUAUGUCGUGCAGAUCACUCCGGCUUUUAAAUGCACAGGGAUCUGGCCAAGGAGUGCUGCCCACUGGCCACUUCCCCACAUCCCCUGGCCGGGACCCAACAGGGUAGCAGAGGUCAAAGCUGAAGGAUUCAACCUUUUAUCCAAGGAGUGUCACUCUCUAGCAGGCAAGCAGAGUUCAGCCGAGAGCGAUGCCUGGGUGUUGCAGUUCGCAGAAGCGGAGAACAGACUGCAGAUGGGCGGCUGCAGAAAGAAAUGCCUCUCUAUCCUCAAAACCUUACGGGAUCGUCAUCUGGAACUGCCGGGACAACCCCUGAAUAAUUAUCACAUGAAGACUCUGGUUUCAUACGAGUGUGAAAAGCAUCCCCGUGAAUCGGACUGGGACGAGUCUUGCCUGGGCGACCGGCUCAACGGGAUUUUACUGCAACUCAUCUCCUGCCUUCAGUGCAGGAGGUGCCCACAUUACUUCUUGCCCAACUUAGACCUGUUUCAGGGAAAACCUCAUUCAGCCCUGGAAAAUGCAGCCAAACAAACUUGGCGACUGGCUAGGGAAAUACUCACCAACCCGAAAAGUUUGGAAAAACUUUAGAGGACAAUUAAAAUAUGGGCCUAACCGAUUAGUCUUCUGAUUUUCAGAUAAAGCUUAAACUUCCUGUUCGAAAAGUCAAAUAUUUCCACUUGAGAAUGCUGAUAUUAUUCUCUUUAAAAGGAAUAUUGCUUAGGCUCUUCACACACACAGACACACACACACUCACAACAACAAACACUAUGACAUGUCUUCAUCACAGUUUUGAAAUUCCCCCUGAAAAAUGUAUCUUAACACCCGGAAACAAAUUCGGCUGUAAUUUAACAUGAUUGUGACCAUUCUGCCUAGAAACGGCACCAAUGGAUUAUAACAAAAACCCGGUAUUUUUAUGUAAAUCCCUCUGUGAGUAAAAGCUAUUUGGAUAUGCCAUCUGAACAAAACCCUAAUGUACAUUUUAAUUUGUAUCAAAUAUUGUGAUCUCACAUUGUCUUUGAAAUUGUGGAUGUUGGUGUUUUGUGAUUUGGUGAACAGAAGUUAAAUUGCCAUUUCGGAUACUUCAGGACAUUUUCUGCUAAAGAAGAUACCAUUUAAAAAGGUAGAUUUUAUCAUGGUACUUUUGUUAACUGUCUUUUGAAGUGUCUGAACUUGAAAGUUUACAUUUUUCGUUUCAUAUAUAUUGCUUGUUCUAUUUCUAACAUUCCAUAAAUAUACUUGAAAUGUUAUUUAAAUAUAUUCAAAAGAAAUUUGGAUUCUGCUUAUAUAAUAACGCUUGAAUAUUGGAAUUAUAUAUUUGAAAAAUGCACUUGAAAUACACUGGAUAAUGACUUUUUGUGAUUUAGAUUUUAAUUUCUGUUGCUGAUUUUAUUUAAUUACAAGCUAAUAAAUGAAGUAAAAUAAAUAUUGUUAAGCGUUUCAAAACUGCAUCAAGUUUUCUAUUUGAAAAUCAGGCCAAUGUAAUGUUUUGCAAAUCAUAAGGGAGCAGCCCUUUUCCUACUGACUAGUUUUGUAGGAGAAGAAAAUGUUGGUAUAUCAUAUGCACCACAAUUUCGUGUGGUAAUUAACAGAGCAACACUU